Messenger RNA from Oncorhynchus tshawytscha (Chinook salmon), 4325 nucleotides. RefSeq names its product Krueppel-like factor 15. Bases 260 to 1501 code for a protein of 413 amino acids. The transcript is spliced from 4 exons. Gene Ontology annotation, biological process: regulation of transcription by RNA polymerase II. Lineage: Eukaryota; Metazoa; Chordata; Actinopteri; Salmoniformes; Salmonidae. Gene Ontology annotation, molecular function: RNA polymerase II cis-regulatory region sequence-specific DNA binding; DNA-binding transcription factor activity, RNA polymerase II-specific. The record is from RefSeq and is a predicted model, not a curated record.
AGCCAAUCAGAACGGCGGAAUUGGAUCAAUGCUUCCUAGUGUACAGCAAUGCAGUCAUGUAAUGGCCACAGAAAUAAUGCCAACAUGGAACUGUGGCAAGGACGGGAUCCCUUUCUGCAAAAAUAAGACGGCGAAAAACUUCCAGGACGGUCAUUUCGAAAGGUUUUAAUAUAGUUAAUGAUUAUCUACGUGUUGGCUCUAGUAAUGAUUGGUAGGACUGGGGGUGGUCAGGAUACAGCGAACGAGGCAAACAAGAAUUAUGAGGGAGAAGUGUAGUGAGAAGCGUGGUUCUCCUGUGUAUCUGGACUUUAUCUGGACUGUAUCAAUGGUGUCGUUAAGCAACAGAGCACUGGUCUCUGAUAAUGACCUCUUUAGGGAAGGUGUUAGCCUGGUCUCCCUGGGGCUUGUAGAGGGAGAGGGCAGUGAGGGGGGGAGCGAGGGGGGGAGCUUUACUUCCUGUUACAGUCCCGAGGCCGGGGACAUGGGGGCUCGACUCAGCUUCAGCCCUGGAGAGGAGGAUGACGAAGAGGAAGGGGGCCUGCUCCAAUUCCAUCUGACCCCCACAGAGGGUCUGCCUGACUUCAGCCCCCGCCUGCCCUCACCCUUCUCUCCCACCAUGGAGGACAUCGAGGAGUUCCUCAGGGAGAAGAUGGAGCUGGUGAGAGAGGGGGUUCUCUUCUCUAGUGAACCCAUAGAGGAGCCAGCUCCCUCCCCUUCUAGCUCCAUGGAACAACCCCUCUCCUCAGGGGGACACAGUGAGCCAGGGACCAGCAAUGCUCUGUCACCCCCCACCCCACAAACCCAUAAUUGCCUUCACACCCGAAGCCCAUCCCCCCUCACCCCCCCAGUGUUCCUGGGAGCACCCCUUUUCCAGGUCCAGUCCUUGCCUCUGGCCCAGCCUCACCCCCAGACAGGCUCUCCUCCUGGUGCAUCCAGUGGGCUGAGAUUGGCCCACCUGGUUCUGGGACUCCACGGAGGACAGAAUGUUACCCUGUUGGCCUCACAGGUGCCAUCCACCCUUCUCAACAUAGCCAGCACGGACGCUCCAGACCAGAAGUACGUGAAAAUUGCCCCUCUACCGAUCACUGUGAGGAUUGCCGGGGGGCUUGUUGGGGCAACAGUCAUUGGGGGUCACAGUGGAGGGGUUGUGGUCAAAUCUGUGGCCCCCCCUAGGGUCAACAGACCCCCUCCUAAAGAGACACUGAGGGUACACAAAUGUUCUCACCCGGGCUGUGAGAAGAUGUACACCAAGAGCAGCCAUCUGAAGGCCCACUUCCGCAGACACACCGGAGAAAAGCCAUACACCUGCAGCUGGCCUGACUGUGUCUGGAGGUUCUCUCGUUCUGAUGAGCUGUCUCGUCACCGGCGCUCCCACUCCGGGGUCAAGCCCUACGAGUGCUCUCUGUGUGAGAAGAAGUUUGCCCGCAGUGAUCACCUCUCCAAACACACCAAGGUGCACCGCAGCCCCCGGCCUGGCAGAAUCGUCAGAACUACCGUCUGACCCAGCCAGCAUCUCGACACAGCAAACCCAGCUCAGCCCAGUCGUGAUCCUGAUGCCACCCUUAACCCCGUUGCAGCACUUGACCUGGACGGAAUAAUUAUUAGUACCUGCCUCUAGAAUUCAGAGCAGCCUGGUCCCACACCUACACCCUGGCUGUGCCUGCCCAACACUGGCUAGUCCAACCUCAACCCGACCACAGGCGAACAGACUUAUCAGACUCAUCCACCCAGACCUUCCCCGGGAAGGCCCCGUUAGGGAGUCUGAGUCCUCAUCAGGACACUGGUGCUACAGGAGCAGACCUGGGCCAGAACUUAGAGUAGGGUUCUGAAUCUGAUUCAGACCCUGCUGAGCUCUGCCCUCUUUACCCUCUCCUCUCCUCCCUCCUGCAGCAGAGCAGAUGAGGGCUUGUCCUUGUGCUAGACAGUGAACUAACAGGUAACGGCCAUCUCAAGGAUGUGAUUGUUCAGCUUAAAGCGGAUUUCAGGCCUUUAGGUUAAAUCAAAUCCCCCUGCCACACACACACCUCGCUACCCUUAGCAGAUGACAAGUGUGACAGGCAGCUGCACAAGGUCUAACUCUCAGAAGAUAAUGUUGUAUAUGUCAUUAGAUUGUGUUUAAAAGACUACACUGUCACACAUUCUAUUCUACAUAUUAUAUUGCUCUGUGAAUCUGCUUCAGGAGUUAGACCCUCAAGACAGUUUGAGGUAAAUGCACUGGCCCAGCUCAUUCUAGCCCAUAAUCUGUGCUAUUAGCCCAGUUGAAAUUCGAAAGUACUGUGUUGAUAUGUGAGCUGCCAGAUUCUCUCAGAGAACAGGUUUGAGUCUAAAUCUCUUACAUAUCCCCUCCUGCUCCCCAUAGUGCCAACCCUCUGGCCCAAUCACAUCCCCCCCUGACUCUAACGGCCAAUUCAGUACUGUUAUCACCGCUUCCCUGACCUCGUGCCUCUUCCCACUCCCUAAAAGACCUCAGGGCUGCAGACUAGUGUCUGCUGGUUUUCACCAUGGUGCUUUAGUGGUCCAUUAUGUAAUAACUUGUUAGUUAAGAGUUCACUCACAGCCACCUGGUUUGCGUCAGAUGCUGAUUGAAGGCAAGUAACUGAGUGAAAACCAGCAGACACCGCAGCCCAACUGGUCCACACUCUUAAACCUAUAAGCUCUUUUACUUUCUUUAUAUGUCUUUGAAAUCAAUGUUAAACUGACAAAAGAGACUCGGCGAAAGCUACUUAUGUGUAUACUGUAUGUUUUAUACAUGGGCUUUUCAAUGCAAAGCAAUCCGAUAUGAAGAAGUGCUUAGUCAUUUACUGUAGUAAAGGUUAGUAGGUUAGGCCAGCAAGCAAAGCUAGUCAUUUAUAGUGUACAGUACUGUACCUGAAAAGGGCAGCUGAUCGUUGUCCAAUCUGUGUCUGUAAAAUAUAACAUUUACAUGUACAGAACAUAUAGAAGCUCCUUUCCAGAAAACCCCAGUCAGUACAUUAAGCUAUCCAGUGGUGUCUGUGCUUGGUGAAACUGUGGAAUGUUAUUGAGGGGUCAUCAGAUCAGCCAGACGGGAGUUAAUUAUGAGACUCACUCUUCCAUUAAUGAGUUAACCCAUCACACCUCAUCAAUAUGAGCCCUCUGUUCUCAAGUGCACUUAUGUUAGCAGGUCCAGCAGGAGAGGGUUAAGCAUGGAGAAAAGUUAUAGGUAGCCCAACGGCUAAGGAAUUGGACCUGUUGCUGAAAGGUGUCUGGUUCAAAUCCUGUGGCGGGAACUGGAAAAAUAGGUGUGAAUUGAUCUGGUAACUGAAGGGCUGCUGGAUUCACAUCCUAAAGAUGUUUUUCUACUGUUGGGCCCUUAACCCCACAGCAUGCUUUCCAUCCGGGGGCCCUGCACUGCAGCUUGACCCUGUGCUUGUCUCAACUGUGUGUGAUGUGUGCUGUAAGACAUGGACAAUAAAGUUGUUUUCUAAAUGCUAUGCCAAGGACUGGAGGGCUCUGCUACCAGUAUGUAAGCUGUAGCUCUGGAUUUGAGUGUAAAAUGUGCUUUUUCAACAGGCUACUGCACUUAGGAAACCAUAUAGAGAAAACAAUGGACUUUUCAGGGUAGCAGUUUUGGCCCAUAUUCCUUCAGAGAAACCAGAGUGGGUACAUGCGCUUUAAACCCACUUAUAUUGUACUCAAAUUUCCAGUCCAUCACUCACAUUUGCCAUCGAUGCCAGUGAUUCAGAAUUUAUGAUGAGCCAACCUUUUUUUUAAAACACAUUUACCCAUUUGGAUGGGUAAACUCAGAAUGGACCACCACAUCAUCAGUAUCACUGGCAAUCAUCAUCAUUAAAUGGAUAGCUUGCCAUUACAGAAACAGUUUGUUGUUUUUUAAUAUUGUUUGUGUAUUUCUUUCUUUGGACAUGACUUGUUUGAUUAGAUCACGACCACAUCAACCCUAGACAUAAGUCUGACCCAGCUGUGUGUCCAUGGCUGAUCGGGUCCCUCUGAUUCAGUCCUAUUGUAAAUUUUCCCCUUUCUGCCUUACUUUCAACCAUAGGUCGCUCUCUCCCAGUAACUCUAACUACUGUAAUAAUUCAGUUCUGCUGAAAUACACGUUAAAAAAAGAAUUGAAUACCAGAAAUGCUAUUUUCCUCUGUAUGAGAAUAAAGGAUAAGAAAAUGUAAACAUGAUCCUCGCCAUUAUUUGAGUCAUGGCUUUUUGUUGUUGUUGUGUAUUUCAAGAAACAAAAUGAUCCAUGCUUUCAUUGGGAAGUCAUUAAGUCCAUCUAUUCUUUCAUUGGAGUGACAUUCAAACAUUGUAAAACUAUUGCUUUGUCUCUGCCCCAAAUAAAGGUGUUGAUUGUG